Oryzias latipes (Japanese medaka) is the source of this 2567-nucleotide messenger RNA. It is a transcript of the gene rgs4, whose product is annotated as regulator of G protein signaling 4. NCBI's taxonomy places the organism in Eukaryota, Metazoa, Chordata, Actinopteri, Beloniformes, Adrianichthyidae. The record is from RefSeq and is a predicted model, not a curated record.
GAGUGGAGAUAAGCAGAGCUUGUUUCAGAUACAGAAGGACGCUGCUGUAAAAACAAACACACUUUUUGCCUUCUUGUUGAUUUUUUUGGGGAGAUUUUUAACGCUCCAGCAUGUGUAAAGGACUAGCAACUCUGCCUGCGACCUGCUUGAAAAGCGCCAAAGACAUCAAGCACAAACUAAGCUUCUUACUGCAGAAGCCUGAACCCCAAACAGCCGAUCAGAAGGAGGUGAAGGAGAAAACCGCUGCUUCAAAGAGGGUGCCAGAUCCAUCUGAGGUGGAAAAAUGGAAGGAGUCAUUCAGUCAUGUGAUGAGCAGUGAAACGGGUCGGACAGUCUUUACCAGCUUCCUGCGGUCUGAGUUCAGUCAAGAAAACGUGGACUUCUGGAUUGCCUGCGAGGACUUCAAGAAGACUCCGCCUUCUCAGAUGGCGGUUAGGGCAAAACAAAUCUAUCAGCAAUAUGUGGAGGCAGAUGCCCCAAACGAGGUAAACCUAGAUGCUGCAGCCAGAGAAAAAACCCGGCAGGAAGUGGAGAAGGGUAGCCCGUCUUGUUUUGACGAGGCCCAGAAGUUGAUCUACACCUUGAUGGAAAAGGACUCUUACAGGCGCUUCCUCAAAUCCAAACUGCUUCAGGAUCUGUGUCCAAAAGAGACUGGCACAUCUCGGGUAAAGAAAAGCUUGGACUGGGCUGAGAGCAGGCAGGCUUUGGCUGGUGGGGCCUAAACAGGAACGGAGACGAGAAAGGAUUCAAAGCAGGUGCCAAGGUUUGGUAGUGGAUGUGAUAUAAGAAAAGACUCUACGGUAGACUAGAAAACAGGGGUUUGGGAAGGUGACUCAAAAGGUUCAGUAAAGAAAUCUAUAGAUACACUUCUGCUUGCUGUUACUUAUUGGCCAUGUUUGUGAUUUUCUGUAAAAAACAAGUUUUCCAUUUUUUGAAGUCAUAAUCAGCUGUCAAGUAAUUUUCUGAAUCAGAGAGGUCAAUAGGGACAGACUGAAUGUUAAGGAUUUCCAUGUUAUAUACAUUGUAAAUACAUAUUAACCUGCUUGCAUCACCAGGUCAGGCUGAUCGUAACAACGAAAAACCAUCCAGGGCUACCUCUGAUGCCUAAGUGAAAUUGUGUUUAGAUUAUCAUAGCAAAUCCUCUCCACAACUUCUAACUGCAAUAGUGGAUAAAAACGUCACUUUUCAGGACUGAGGUGUUCGCUCCUGUCAGGAUUAUUAAAUGCAGUUGCUUCCAAAGGGUUUAAUUAGUUUUUGUUAAAAGGACUAUAGGUAUGUGAAUUUUUAAACAUAUUUCAUGUUGGGGAACGACAGCUUUUCUCAAAAAUAAAAUUUGGUACAAACCCUAGUAGUAAUAGGACACAGUGGGGAGAGAAGAUGUCCUGCACACAACCGUACAGCAGAUUCAGACUCAUUGGGGUGGUCUUGUACUUUGACUGCUUUGGUUUGGAGAAAAUAAACAGACAGAAGUAUUUGCAUACCUGCAGCCUAAGCUUAUGGCUAAGCUUAUGGCUAAUACCUGAAAAGAGCAACAAGAAAAAAUGUGUAUGCUAAAAUAAAAAUAAAAAGGUCCUCUAAAACAUUUACCGGUAAAAGUAGGUUUUAAGAAAAUCCAUAAAGAAGCACAGUCAAAGGAGAAAUAUUAAAGGACCCAGACCAAAAAGAUACGCAUGAAAAAGAAAUGACUCCCAAAAUCUUUUCAGUCUAUCUGCAAGACACAAACAACAAUCAAUGGUCUUUUAACAUGUGUCACAUGCUUUAAAUGUGUGUAUUUAAAGGCUAGAAGGCAGUUUAAGACAUUGGAAAAUAGAGGUUGUUAGCAGAAGUCAGCCUUUAUAAAAUUGGACUUUGUUUAACUUCUAAACUGACAAUGGAAAAACCUGAAAUAAUGAAUGACAGUUGAUACAUAUGUUUUUUUUUUUUACUAACAUAAAAACAUUUCUGUAUGGAAACUGCAGAAAGCCCAAAAUUAUGAUUUUACCAAGAUGAGAAUUUAAAUAUCCGAAUAAAGAUAACUGAUCAUAAAGAAAACAUUUACUCAUAGUUGUAAUUAUUACCAAAUUUAUUUUGAAUUAACAUGACAUUUCUCUACCUAUGAGUAGAAUUACUACUUAAAAAAGUAUUGUGUAGAACCAGAGGAAUGUGUGAUUUUAGCUGCUUUGUGUAGCUCAAAGCUGGAUUGUUUAAGUCUGUUUUUGCUGAAUGAACGUCAUAAAAUAUGACACUUAAAACAAGUCAGCUUUGUCUGCUUCCUGAGCAUCUUUCUGUAUAAAAAAUAGUGCAUUGUUGUUGCAUGAUGUAUCCAAACCGGUCGGAGGUGUUACUCAUUUUUUAAAAUUUAUAUAUUGUCAAAAGAAAAUGGCUGUUUCAUUCAUGUUUUUUUAAAUACGUAACGUAAUAUUGCCUGUAUUUUGAUGAAAAUCCAUUAUGGUAUUUCAGUGUUUUGAUUGAAAUGUCUAUAGUGAUACAAAUGUUUUAUGUGUUUGUACUGAAGAUAUACUUGUAUUUUAUUCAUAUCGUGAAAUUUGCUCAAAUAUUCUCAAAUAAAGUUUUGAUGGGAAAAAGAA